AUUCUCCCUCACUUGUGACUUCAAUUUUUCCUUUCAACUUUCCAAUCCUUUGCUUGAGGAACUCCUGUUGGUUCAUCAUCUUCUUUGCUUGUUCCAUCUCAGACAAGUUCUUGAAUCUAGUGAGCAUCUGAAGGAGAUGGUGGCCAAAUGUCUGGAUUUGGAUCACAAGGACCGUAGAUGAUGGCCACCGCAUUCACCCCACAUAGGGUGCUCAGUUCACUCACCUUCAGUACCCCCUUCUUUCUUUCCCGAAGGUGGUUCUCCUUGUUGCCUCAUCAGCGAACAAUUCGACAUAUAUAGCGUUACUCCGGUGCAACUACCGACAGAUAGGGCAAGGGAGAUCUCGCCCUCGUUGCCUCUGCAAUCGUCGGCCGCCGCUGCAAUGGCCAUCCCACCAAGAAGAAUUCUCAGGAAGAAGAAAGGUUUCAGGGCAAAAGCAGGGGCAUAGCCGCAUCUCUCUCUCUUCUGUUCAUCUGUUUUAAGUUUUAAAAAUUAUUUUUUUCAAUAGAUCGGGUCGGAUUGGCUGAUCCGGAUCGGUAUCCGAUACCCGUCUCAAGAUUGUCAGGUAUGGGGAAAUUGAUACCGAUCCGAUACGGCAGAUACUGCCGAUCGGAUACCGAUACGGCAGAUCCUGCCGAUCGGAUACCGAUACUUGAUUCUAUGGCUGGAAUUGUUGCUGGCGUUGCCGGCGUAGAUGAGUAGGAGUUGCGAAUUAGACAACGGGUUUCGACUGUAGCGUAUGUACAGAGAUCUUCAUCUUCCCUCCAAUAUCGUCAUCACUCAUAUCAAAAUUGCCAUGUGUCAAUAAUCUAAUCCGUGCUACAGAUCUUUAGCACAAAUGUGUGAUACAGACCAGCCGGAUCCAUCAAAGUGUUAACCAGCUUUUCUUUGUUUUUUUUUCUUAACCCUUCUUUUCAGACUGCGAUAGAGCCAACAUCUAAUCACAAGCAUGGGAUUCCAAGGCUAUAAUUGAGUGCACUGCUGAUGUGGUUACCAAAAAAUAGUACAAAUUUUUUUUUUAAAUAAAAAGUAGUACAAUUAUGACACUACGACCUCUCUCUCUCUCUCUCUCUCUAUCUCUCUAUCUCUCGUAGCGGAAUGCAAAGCUGGCCCCGCCCACGGGAUCGAUGAGCAGGGAUUUUAUUACAAUCCCAUAUCGGCAUGGCUUGGCAUGACAGUCUGACAGAUACUCGGACUGGUCUAUGGAGAAUGUUAAUAUUUUAUCCCUUACGGGAGAAGGUAUGGAAGCAAGUAGCAAUCACAUAAUUGUAUCCUUUCUUGUGUCAGUAUUGCUUGAUAAAUUAUCCUCAGAAGCAUUAAGAGACUUUGGAUCUGUAUGGUGCGUGGAAAGUGAGCUACGUGCGCUCUCGGAUGUUCUUCAGUAUAUUCAAGAACUGCUCGAGUUUGCAGAGCAAGCUCAAGCAAAGAAUAUCUUGGUGAAACGCUGCCUUAGGAAUCUCAGAGAUGUUUGUUACAGAGCUCAGGACAUAUUAGAUGAGUUCAUCUAUGAAGCUCUUGAGGAAAAAGAUGAGAGAUAUGGAGGUAAAAAGUUACCCUUCUUUUCCUUUAACUUAUAUACUGAAGGAAUCUUACGUAAACAUGAAAUUCUACCUUUUAUAAAUAAUGAACUCAUAAAGAAACUAGUGGAGAUUGAGAAGGAACUUAAAGAUCACUAUCUCAGAGACUCAGGAAUUCAGAAAUCACAUGGUGUAAAUGAUGAAAUAGAUACUAGGCCAAAGAGUGGUUCUCUAUUUGAUGAGUCUAUUACUUUGGGGAGAAAGAAAGAACAAGAUGAAAUUAAAAAAAGGUUGUUGUCAAAUCCAGAUGAUGAAAAACAAAAACAGGUUUCUGUUGUUGCUAUUGUUGGAUUAGGGGGUGUAGGCAAGACAACUCUGGCCCAGCUUGUCUAUAAUGAUCCUGAUGUGGAGAAACAUUUUGAAAGAAGAGCUUGGAUUUGUGAGUCUACUGAUUUUAAUGUUGUGAGAUUGACCUAUGCAAUUCUAGAGUCCUUAAUUGGGACAAGUCCUAAGUUGAGCAACCUAGAACCACUUCAACGUAAGUUGAGAGAGGAAUUAAGGGGGAAGCGAUUUUUAAUCGUCUUGGAUGAUGUUUGGAGUGAGAAGGAAAACGAUUGGAAAGCUUUGAGAAUUGCAUUCAUGGCAGCAGGGGAAGGAAGUAGAAUAAUAGUAACGACUCGAAGUAGGAGAGUUUCUUCAAUAAUGCACCCCAUGUAUACCCAUGAUCUACAAAUUUUAUCUGAUGAAGAGUGUUGGUCUAUAAUGGAAAGGCGCAUAUCUAUGGAUUAUGGCUCUAUUGCUCCUAACUUGGAAGAAUUGGGUAGGAAAAUUGCAAAGAAGUGCAAAGGAUUGCCCUUGGCAGCAAGUACGCUUGCAGGCCUUUUAUGCUCUAGUUCAGAUUUAAACCAUUGGCUAACAGUCUUGAAUACUUCCAUGUGGGACUUAAAAGAGAGCAAUUUUCCUGCUGCUCUAAGUCUAAGCUACUAUUUUCUUCCCAGAUAUUUGAAGCAGUUUUUUGCUUAUUGUUCUGUAUUUCCUAAAGGAUAUAUAUUUGAUAAGCAAUGGCUGAUCCAACUGUGGAUCGCAGAAGGAUUUAUUAGAACAAACACUAAGAAAAUGGAAGGCAUAGGUAGCCAAUAUUUUGAUGAUUUGCUGCAUAGGUCUUUCUUUCAGCACAGCAACGAAGAAAAGGAAAAUGUUAGAUUUGUAAUGCAUGACCUUGUACAUGAUUUAGCAGAAGCAGUUUCAGGAGAGGUGCAUGGUAGAUUUGAAUAUGGGGAAUCCUGCCAUAGCUCUUCUAAAGAGACCCGUUAUGUGUCCAUUUGUUGUGUGAAACACAUGUUUGAUCAGGACAAAUAUUAUGGUGACAAGAGGUUAUCGACAUUGAUCAUCCUAAAUCAAGGAUAUUUCUGUGGGACUAUUGAAUCCUUUGGAGGACUGAGGUACCUACGUGUCUUAGAUUUGUGUGGUUCUCAUAUUUCUAUGCUUCCCAGUGAUAUUGGCAAUUUGAAAUACCUACACUAUAUUAACCUCUCUAAUGCCGAAUACAUUAAACAAUUACCUGAGUCAUUGUGUAAUCUUCACAAUCUACAGUCACUGAUACUCUGUGAUUCCGGAAUACAUAAGUUACCUAGAGGCAUGAAGUAUCUACGCAAUCUCCAACAUCUAGACCUUAAUAGGUGCCAUUACUUAUGUUCGAUGCCACAAGGAAUUGGGAGAUUAACUGGUCUCAAGACAUUGCCGUAUUUUCUUGUCUCAAAAGAUGAUGAUGGUUGUGGACUAAAAGAGCUCAAGGAGCUAUCGCAGCUUGAGGGUGCGCUUUCCAUCCACUUCCCAGAGAGUGCAAUCGAUCCUCUAGAUGCUCUGGAAGCUCAUUUGGUUAAUAAACCAAAAGUUGAUGAGUUGGAGUUGACAUGGCCGUGGAAUUGGCUAUUGCAUAACAGUAGUUAUACAGAUGUUGAGAUUCUUGAAGGUUUGCGACCUCACACUUUGUUGAAGAGUUUACAUAUCAACUAUUACGGUGGUUUAACAUUUCCAAGCUGGUUGAUGAAAGACUUGCCAAGCUACAACAAGCUACUCUCUCUCACACUCAACUGCUGCACUUGCCGAGUCCUUCCGCCAAUUGGGGAGCUACCCCUACUAGAAUCUCUACGCAUAUAUGGAAUGAUGGAGUUGGAGGAGUGGUCUAGCAUCUCUAGAGGGGAGGAAAAUAAAUUCCCUUGCCUCCUAAGGCUAACCAUUGAAAGGUGUUAUGCAUUGAGGAUACUACCAAAGCAUCUUCUAUCAAGCCCUAGACUAUAUGAUCUGAGUAUUGACGAUUGUCCCGAGCUUAGGAUGUUGCCUCAUCAAGGACUCAGCAAACUCACCUCUCUCAAAAAUCUUCAUCUUGGGAAGAUGAUGGAAGGUUUAGUGCUGUCUCUGGAUGACAUUGAGACUUUACCUCCAAAUCUUAAUCGUCUUUAUAUCCAUAACUGUAAAACACUACCCAAGGGGUUGAGAAACUUGUCUUCACUCCAACAUCUGAAAUUUGGUCAAUCUUCUGAAGUCCACUAUGGCCCCGAGGAGCUCCCCGCUCAUGUCAACAUAACUAGGGAUUGAUGAUGCCUGCGUAAAAUGUCUGCUCAUACGAUGCAGGAAUUGGGUUUGAGGUCAAGAUUUUUAGUUGAGACUGCAUUCAUUGGGACAAGACUGGGUUCUCUCUCUCUCUCUCUCUCUCCCUAUUUGAUUUUCUCCUAUGUGAAGUGAUAUUAGGAAUUUAUAGUUUCCGAACUAAGAAGGCUGAUUGAAGAUUUUAUUCAAUUGUUAAAGACAUUGAUUUGGUUUCAUUUCAAUCUUCUGAGUCUCUUUGAUUUUGCAAAUAAAACAAUAAAAAUUAAGGACCAGAGAGAAGAUGCAUUUGGUUUUAUUUAGUCUUGUUUAUUGUAUAUUAUCAUCUUACUUUGGUAAUUUUCAAGACCAAAUGAUUUCAAUCCAAUGGUAUUUGAAUUA
This is a messenger RNA of Macadamia integrifolia, 4505 nucleotides long. RefSeq names its product putative disease resistance protein RGA1. Gene Ontology annotation, molecular function: ADP binding. The transcript is spliced from 3 exons. Gene Ontology annotation, biological process: defense response to other organism. Bases 1203 to 4115 code for a protein of 970 amino acids. NCBI's taxonomy places the organism in Eukaryota, Viridiplantae, Streptophyta, Magnoliopsida, Proteales, Proteaceae. The record is from RefSeq and is a predicted model, not a curated record.